GGCCGAAUUUCAUAGUUCGUCCCACAAGCAGUUAUAAACACUGUUUCUACAAAAGACAAAGGCAUUACGAACUUGUCAAAGUUCAAUUGUCAAUGAUCGCAAACGGACUUAGGACUUCGGGUCUUAGCUUAUUAGGGCCAGGUUUGAUGUUUCUUGGAUGUUUACUUCUACUGCUCGUGGUAUUACUAUGGGUGUACUGCUUCGCAAAAGGGACUAUAGAAAAUUAUGAAAAAGAAAUGACUGAGUACCUACAGUUGGAAUCAAGUGAUGAUGAGGAACUUAAUGAAUACGUUCCUAGGAAUAUGGCAAAGAAGUUUAGAGAAGAGCAGAGAGCCUACGAAGAAAAAGAUAAUCCUACAGUCUUUGCGGAAUAUUUAUCAGAAGCCGAACGAUGUGGGCGCAAAAUACAUGACAAUAAAGCUUACAAGGAUGGUGAAAGUUUUAAUCCGACUUUAUUGCCAGUAGAAACUGUAAACGAGAAAUACACCCAUGUCUCCUGUUUACAUGACAGUGGCUUUCGAACUAGGAUUGAAUUUAAAUUCCGGCACGACUUUUCAACUAAAGAAUUAUCAUUUAUUAUAGUCAGUGUGAAAGAUUUUCUAGACAGACAACAUGGCGGACCUGAGAAAAUAAAAUUUGUUAUUAAAUUUUAUCAAAACAAGAAACAGAAAAAAUGUCAACGAAAAUUAACCACAAAAUAUUUUGGCGUCAAUGAACUUCUUCCUCCCUAUUUCCAGAUAUCCAAUAUUGACGAUUCACUUUUGAGCACAAUGAUUAUUAAAGUAAAGGUGUUGGGAAAGAGAAAAAACUUUCCAAAUGAUAUUGAGCAUGCUUUGGGCGCUAUAUAUUUUAAUGUGGGAGAACUUUUUCAUGAAUCUAACGAAGUGUCUGUGACAAGAUCUUUAUUUCCACUCGAAAAUGAAUUUAAAUAGACAGAUAAAAUAUUACAUUACAUAUUCUUUAACUGGUAAUGUGAAAAGUGACAGCAAAGAACGUAAUGUGACCGUUAAAAUAGCUAUGGAACACACAGCUUCCGGUUUUCGUUGAGAACUCGUACAAAAUCCUGAUCUUCUGCGGUUUAAGUGAAGAAAUGCGUGUCUCGUACACGCGGUUAAUAAAAUUGACGAUCAAUCUGCCAUUUUAAAAUUUGCAUAGCUCAAGUUUGGAAAAGUUCUCUUCUUGAUUUUUUUGUCUUGUAAAUACUUUUAAAAUAUUUUUUGAAUACCUCUAGCUAUAUGCAUGCUAUGCUUUACCAAUCUGAAGCUAGCCUUAAUAAGAAAGUAGUAAGGAGGCAUAUUAUCGAGUGUAGACUGUACACUAUAUAGGCGAAGAAAAAUAACAAUCAGGGAGAACUAUAAUUAGCCUGUCACCCGUAUAAUUAGCUGUAUAAGCGGAUAAUUUUACUGCAUGUACCGUAUAAUCAUCCGGUAUUUGCUAACUAUCCUGGGCACGCUAAUUAUCAGGUCUCCCUGACUGGUUAAGUUACGGUUAAAGAGAUGCUACUGUGGCUAGGCUUUAGUAGCAUCUUUUUGCUGAUGAAUGUUGUAAAUCAAACUACAUGCAAACAUGGUUUAACUGGACUAUCUGGUUUGUUGCUUUAAUUGUUUUUUUUAUUUUCCAUUUUAAAGUGUUUCCUCGAUGCUGUAUAUAUUUCAUUGACAUAAACUUGCUUUUUUGCAGGGAUUUUGUUUUAUUAAAACAUGCUUUCACUGGCACAACUUUUAUUAAUAACCUUAUUUACUCAAAACAUGAUGUAAAUUUUUUUUCCAUUAUAUUUCAGUGAACGAUUUUUAGUAAUUACUUUUGCAAGACCUGGUGCUAUUGUUA
This is a messenger RNA of Hydractinia symbiolongicarpus, 1827 nucleotides long. RefSeq lists its product as uncharacterized. The record is from RefSeq and is a predicted model, not a curated record. The transcript is spliced from 2 exons. NCBI's taxonomy places the organism in Eukaryota, Metazoa, Cnidaria, Hydrozoa, Anthoathecata, Hydractiniidae. The coding region runs from base 93 to 932 and encodes 279 amino acids.